GCAGAAUCUUUUCGGAAAAUUACGUGAUAGCCAAUUCCUCUGUAAAUAAAAGGGCGUGUUCUCUCUCCAUCUCUUGCAGAAUAAAUCACUGCAGUAGAUACAGCCACAGCUGCAUUGGAGAAAUUCCUAUCAUUUCCAAAUUGGUAUAGGCCUAGGUUUCUGAUUGAAACUAAAAAACAGUCCAACCAUGCGUGAAAUUGUGCAUAUCCAAGCUGGACAAUGUGGCAACCAAAUCGGGGCAAAGUUCUGGGAAGUGAUCUCUGAUGAACACGGCAUUGACCCUACCGGUACCUACCAUGGCGACUCUGAUCUCCAACUCGAGCGCAUCAAUGUCUAUUACAAUGAGGCUACCGGCGGCAAGUACGUUCCCCGAGCCGUGCUCGUCGAUCUCGAGCCAGGCACCAUGGACUCGGUCCGGUCAGGUCCAUUUGGUCAGAUCUUCAGACCAGAUAACUUUGUCUUUGGCCAGAGCGGUGCAGGGAACAACUGGGCAAAGGGACAUUACACAGAGGGUGCAGAACUUAUCGAUUCUGUGCUGGAUGUUGUCAGAAAAGAAGCAGAAAGCUGUGACUGUCUUCAGGGAUUCCAACUGACCCAUUCGCUUGGUGGAGGCACUGGUUCUGGCAUGGGAACGCUCCUGAUCAGCAAGAUCCGUGAGGAAUACCCAGACCGCAUCAUGAACACAUUCAGCGUGGUACCAUCUCCUAAGGUGUCUGAUACUGUUGUUGAACCUUACAACGCAACCCUAUCCGUCCAUCAGCUCGUUGAAAACACAGAUGAAUCAUUCUGCAUUGACAACGAGGCCCUCUACGACAUCUGCUUCCGUACCCUAAAGCUCACCACACCCACCUAUGGUGACCUGAACCAUCUUGUCUCUGCCACCAUGAGUGGUGUCACGACCUGCCUCCGAUUCCCUGGCCAACUCAACGCUGAUCUCCGCAAACUUGCCGUCAACAUGGUUCCCUUCCCACGUCUUCACUUCUUCAUGCCUGGCUUCGCUCCUCUCACUAGUCGUGGUAGUCAACAGUACCGUUCCCUCACCGUACCCGAGCUUACCCAACAGAUGUUCGAUGCCAAGAACAUGAUGGCUGCCUGUGAUCCUCGACAUGGACGCUACCUGACGGUUGCCGCAAUUUUCCGUGGUCGUAUGUCCAUGAAGGAGGUCGAUGAACAGAUGCUCAACGUUCAGAACAAGAACAGCAGUUACUUCGUAGAAUGGAUCCCAAACAAUGUCAAGACCGCUGUCUGUGACAUCCCUCCCCGUGGUCUUAAGAUGGCUGCCACUUUCAUUGGCAAUAGCACCGCCAUUCAAGAACUUUUUAAGCGCAUCUCUGAGCAGUUCACUGCUAUGUUCAGACGAAAGGCCUUCCUUCAUUGGUACACUGGUGAGGGUAUGGACGAGAUGGAGUUCACCGAGGCUGAGAGCAACAUGAAUGACUUGGUGUCUGAGUACCAACAGUACCAGGAUGCCACCGCAGAGGAGGAGGGAGAGUUUGAAGAGGAAGAAGGAGAAGAAGAAGCAUGAGCGCAUGUAUAUUAUAAAAGCAUAGGAAUGUAAAACUCAAUAUUUAAUAUCUAUAUAGUUUUUUUGUGUAAAACAUUUUAUUUAAAUGAAAGUAUUUAAGUAUGCCCAUCAUGACUUUUUGGAGAUCUUCUCUUUCUUCCAUCAAUAACGCUUUGUUUCAACGUGCCCGGAACGUAAACACGUAAACUGGUGAUUGUCCUCGUUCAGUAAUAUUGUUCUUUUCCAAUUCUCUCUUUCUCGAAUUUUCUUCGCGAUAAUUCAAUAAUUUCAUUAUUUUAUGAUUCAAUAUUCAUUAUAAUGUAUAAUGGGUGAUUUCUCUUACAGUACUUGAGUGUGUAAUGAUUUUUUGAACAGAUUAUUCACUAUUGAUACAUAUAUUAAUAUUUAUUUUCAAACUGCCAGAUCACGUCGAUAUAUUGCUACUUAUAUAGUUAUAUCCAUCGAUGUUUAAUUGCAUGAGGUAAUAAAUUGUGAUGUAUAUUGUUAACAAUGUUUGCCCUGAGGUGGGAAUAAUGUUUUCUUCAUAUUGUAUCGAUAAAGUAAAUGUGCAAUACGUCUUUUUUUUUUAUUAAAUCAAAGUAAGACACAUGGAGUUCAUUCAAUAGAACUAUAAUAAUUAUCAUUAAAAGUUUAUAUAAUGUCAUUGAUACCCACUCAAAGAAAAAACCAAAAUAAAACAAAACAAACAAAACCAUCGGAAAACCUAACUUGCGAAAAUAUUACAAAAGUAAUGUUUAAGAUGAAGCUUUGUAUGACAUAAGAUUCGACUAAUUACUAUGAAUAUUAGCUCGAUGGAAAAGGGUCUCUUUCGGCUCGAGAAAAUAAUUAUCUUCAAUCAUUAUGACCGUUACAUCGUAAAUGUCGAUAUUCUGCAUUUCCAGUCCGUGCGGCUUCUGUCAAGUAAACAUUGUGUAACUUGUGAAAAUAAAUGGCGAUGCUUAAAACAAAUAAGGUAUUUAUAAAUGUUUAUUCUUAUUGGCUUUGUUGAAUACGCUCAAAUGAAAUGGGAUGCGGUAAUGCAGAUUAUGGUACACUUUAAGAACUUUUUUAACCGACCCAAAAGUUGGUUAAUAAUGAAGAAACGACCAAACUGUUGGUUGAAAAAAAUGCAAUCCAUUUUGAACGCAUUUUUUUUUUUUUUUAUAUAUAUAUAUAUAUUUUUUUGGGGGGGGUUCAACCAGGAGUUUGUAGGUUAUUUAAAUCAACUGGAUUGGUUAGAAGUCUAUGUUUGUACCUUAGCUUUAUCCUAAAUUAUUAAAAGUGAAGAAGUGGGUCACAAGUUCUGAUCUAUCUCUUUCUCUUUUUUUUCUUUAUCAUACUUUGUUUAUAUUGUAAAAGCCUAAAUUUUUGCCCUUUUCUGUAGCAUCAUUGUUUAAUUUCUUGAUUUAAAUGUUUUGUUGUUUAAAUUUUUGUUUGGGAGUUUAAUUAAUUUAUUGUUUUCAUUUUCUCUUGGGGGUGUUAGUGCUUGGGGUAUAACAGUCAACACUGGAUAUUCGUCUUCUUCCUUUUGCUCAAUAUUUCCAUUUGCGUCAUACAUUUUAUCACUUUUGAUUCUUUUUUCCAAAAUUAUAUGCCUAUCUAUAAAUAAAAAUUCUAAUGUCUAGAGUGGAAAAGUGAGGGGCAUAUUUUCACUUUAUGGGCGUGCCUGUAUAUGUGCGUGUGUGUCCCCCACAUCUCCCUCUUACUGAAACUACUAUUUUCUCUCUUUCUCAUGCAGUUAAUUCCCUUUUUCUUGCUAUCGCUUUGUGAAACGUUGUGUAGGUGUGUGUGCACACCCCUCUACCAUCACUCAAACCCUCCUCCUUACUUCAUAUCCCUCUGUUUGAUUCUUGUUCUUGUUAUCACUCUCGGUGAUGAUGUGCGUGUGUCUGUGUGUGUAAGAGAGAAUGAAUGUGGGUGUGUGAUUACGUGGGCAGAUGAGGAAGGGUGUGUAAGAGGGUAUGUGCGAGUUUGUACUGGUGUUCUUCUUCCUGUAUGAUCUUUGGUCAUCCGCCACU
Messenger RNA from Lytechinus pictus (painted urchin), 3522 nucleotides. Its product is annotated as tubulin beta chain-like. Gene Ontology annotation, cellular component: cytoplasm; microtubule. The transcript has 3 exons. Gene Ontology annotation, biological process: mitotic cell cycle; microtubule cytoskeleton organization. The record is from RefSeq and is a predicted model, not a curated record. NCBI's taxonomy places the organism in Eukaryota, Metazoa, Echinodermata, Echinoidea, Temnopleuroida, Toxopneustidae. Gene Ontology annotation, molecular function: GTP binding; GTPase activity; structural constituent of cytoskeleton. The coding region runs from base 188 to 1525 and encodes 445 amino acids.